Molecule: messenger RNA, 4166 nt
Organism: Ananas comosus (pineapple)
Lineage: Eukaryota; Viridiplantae; Streptophyta; Magnoliopsida; Poales; Bromeliaceae
Product: protein NRDE2 homolog
Exons: 11
Coding region: 47-3568 (1173 amino acids)
Biological process (GO): regulatory ncRNA-mediated post-transcriptional gene silencing; RNA processing; negative regulation of RNA catabolic process
Cellular component (GO): catalytic step 2 spliceosome
Molecular function (GO): protein binding
Source: RefSeq, a predicted model, not a curated record
CCCAUCGAGCCCGAAAACGUCGUCGUCGUCGUCCCUGAACCCGAACAUGGCUGCGGAGGAAGGGGGAGGAGAGCGAGAAGCGAUCCCGAAACCCUCGACCCCUUCGUUAUUCCCCCUCUUUCCCCUCUCGUCGAACCCUCCAAACCCUAACCCCACCGCCUCCUCCAUCUCCUCCUCUGGCGCCGUCCAAUGGCUCUCCAAUCCCAGCUUCACCUUCGACGUCUCAGCCAUCCCGGCGAGCGGCGGCGCCGGCGCUGCGCUUCCCCCGGAGCUGGCGAUCUCCUCCUCCGACGACGAGGCCCCUUCUGCCGCCGCCGAGGCGCGGGCGAAGUCCUACGAUCUAGUCCCUUCCCCUUCCUCUCCGUCUCCUUCGUCGGAGGAAGAGGAGAGGAGCUCUAGGAGGAGGGAGAGGAGGAGGAAGAAGAAGAGGAAAAGAGAGCGGGGGAAGGAGGGUGUUGGAGAGGGAGCUUCGAGGAAGUCGGGGGUUCGAGCGUGGGCGGGGUCUGAGAGGAAACCCUCGAAAGAUUACUACUUUGAUGCUUGUGGUGAUAGGGAUAAUUUGGCAUUCGGGUGCAUCUACAGAAUGGAUAUUGCUCGUUACAAGCUUCAUAGUCUUAUGGAACUUUCUGGGCUCAAUUUCCAAGUUCGUUAUCGCUGGAGGUCUUCAGCUUCGCACAUGGAUGUAGAUGCAGAUCAAGAUGGACUAGACCAUAAACUGAGAUCAGGAGGUCGCUACUAUUCAGCGAAGUAUGCAACUGUCGAGAAAAACAAGGGUUUCAAGCACGUGAAAAUUAUUGAGAAAAAGAUGCCUUCAAUGGUGCCCGAGGAUUAUAUACCUUUGGGAUCGAAUUUGUCUUCUGAAAACGGUGGUGAUAUGUCUAUACCAAAGGGGGAGCUUGAAGCAUCAUGGGAUGAUGAAUUGAUUCGGAAGACAAGAGACUUCAACAAAAAGUCCAGAGAUUUUCCUCAUGAUGAAAAUGUCUGGUUGGCCUUUGCAGAAUUUCAGGAUAAAAUUGCGAGUACUCAGCCACAAAAAGCUGCUCGCCUGCAGACAAUUGAGAAGAAGAUUAGCAUACUUGAGAAGGCUGUGGAGCUCAAUCCGGAUAGUGAAGAACUGAUGCUUUGUCUUUUGAGAUCUUAUCAUGACAGGGACACUGGUGGUAAUAUCUUGGGCAAAUGGGAAAAAAUACUGAUGCAGCAUUUGGAUAGUUGUAGAUUAUGGAAAGAGUAUUUGCUUUUCUGCCAAAGCGAGUUCUCUCGGUUUAAGGUCUCUGAAAUAAGGAAAAGUUAUUCUCAUGCCAUUCAAGCUUUAUCUUCGUCUUGCGACAAGCUUUGUAGGCAGGAUUGUCAAAUUGCUGAUGUCCAUUCAUCGAAUUCUUCCUUAGUUCAGCUAGAACUUGGUUUGGUGGAUAUCUUUGUGAGUCUAUGCAGAUUCGAGUGGCAGACAGGUUACCGGGAAUUAACAACUGGGUUGUUUCAAGCUCAAAUAGAGUAUAGCUUGUUGUGCCCAACCUUACUUCUCACACCAUAUAGUAAGAAAAGGCUCUUUGAGCACUUCUGGAAUAGUGGUGGUGCAAGGAUUGGAGAAGAGGGUGCAGCUGGGUGGUCUAAAUGGUUAGCAAAAGAUGAGGAGAACAGGAAGAAUGUGAUUAUGCCGGAAAGUUCGCAAGAGGCUGAAGUAGGAGGCUGGAGUGGUUGGUUUGACCCUUUAUCGAUGAAAAGUGAAAUGAAUGAAGAGCUAGAUAAUUUAAUAGGGCCUACCCUAGCUGAUGGAAAUGAGGAAGAGCACCCUGAUACUGAAGAUGCUCCAUUGCAAGAAGAUGUUGAAUCGUUGUUAAAAAAACUAGGAAUUGAUAUAGAUGCCGAGUCUAAUAGCGAGGUUAAAGAUGUCAAUACAUGGAAAAAAUGGUCCCUUGAGGAAUUAUCAAGGGACAAUGAGCAGUGGAUGCCUGUUUAUGAAAGUUCUGAAUCUGCUCAUCCUGACAACCCAGCGCAGGAUGGUGAUGAACAGCUUUCAAGGGUGAUCUUGUUUGACGAUGUCAGUGACUACUUGUUCUCUUUGUCAUCAGAGGAGGCUCGUUUGUCCUUGCUGUGCCAAUUUGUUGACUUCUAUGGUGGUAAAAUUUCUCAAUGGACGUCUACGAACAAAUCGAGUUGGCUUGACCGGAUUCUAAGCUUGGAGACUGUGCCAGAUGAUAUUUUGAAAGAUCUGAGAGGUGUCUGGGAACUAGUAAACAAGAUUCAAGCUUCUUCAGAUCAUCUUAGCUUGGAAUCCCUGAUGGGCAGCAAAAGUGAUUCUUCAACAAGCACUGCAAUGAUGAAAUUUCUGCGGAAUGCAAUAUUGCUUUCGCUUGAUGUCUUUCCUCGUAAUGAUAUAUUAGAAGAAGCUCUACUUGUAACUGAAGAGAUACUUUCAGCUAAAAGGAAUUUGUCAUCUUCUUCAGCCAAUGCCUCACGAGCUUUGGCCAAAAACCUACUGAAAAAAGAUCGACAGGAUUUGUUACUUUGCGGUAUAUAUGCACGAAGAGAGGCCAGCCAUGGAAAUAUUGAUCUUGGAAGGAAGAUAUUGGAUAUGGCAUUGUUAUCUGUUGAUGGAGUUGCACAGGACCUUCAGGAAAAUGUUCCUCUUCUUUAUUUAUGGUAUGCUGAAAUGGAGUUGGAGACAUCUACUUCGAGCUGCAACAUAGCUGAGUCGUCCUUGCAGCGAGCCGUCUACAUACUGUCAUGCUUAGGAAGCAAACUUAAGUACACCCCCUUUAAAAAUCCAAUUUCUGGUCCCCAGGUCUUGAGAGCACGUCAAGGAUUUAGAGAACAGAUUAAAAGCUUAAGAUACUUAUGGGCACGUGGUUCCAUAACAAAAGGUUCUGUUGCUCUCGUCUGUUCUGCUUCUUUAUUUGAGACCUUGACAUCCGGCUGGUCUGCUGGUCUUGAAGUUAUUGAAGAAACCUUUUCAGCGACACUUUCAGGAAGGAGAAGCUCCAGCUUGGAACUUGAAACUUUGUGGAUCUAUUAUGUUGGACUGCUUCAGAAACAUAGCAAGCAAUUGAAGUUCUCAAAGGUGCGGGGAAGCAUAACAGAAGGGCUGCAAAUAUAUCCUAACAAUUCAAAAACAUAUGCAGCCAUGUUAGGACUAAGCUGUCGCUAUAUGGUUUCCAACAAAGUGCGACUUCUACUAGACAAAUGUAUAGAGAGGAAUCCAUCUGUGAUUGCCUGGCUUUUUGCAUUGUCGUUUGAAUGGGAUAAGCCUGGAUCUAGCAGUAGGAUUCAUGGGUUGUUUGAGAGAGCUCUAGCAAACAAUAAGUUGCAGAAGUCGGUGCUGUUGUGGCGCUGCUACCUUGCAUACGAGGCCGACAUCGUCCGCAAUCCUUCUGCUGCGAGACGAGUCUUUUUCAGAGCUAUUCACGCAUGUCCAUGGUCUAAAAGGUUAUGGCUCGACGGAUUCCAGAAACUGAGUUCAAUUUUGACACUAAAGGAGCUAUCAGAUCUUCAGGAAGUCAUGCGAGACAAAGAAUUGAACAUCCGCACAGAUAUAUACGAAAUCCUCCUCCAGGAUGAGACUGAGGCAUGAGAAAUAUUUCAUACGCAUGUAUCUGUACUAUAAAAUUUUCUGUAACAUGCUUUGUGCAAUAAGCGAAGAUGUCGGCACCCCUGUAUCAGUUCUCUUUCUGCAGAAAAUUUCUGAAUGGUCAGAGCCGGUUGUAUCUUGGUUGCGAUUGUGAUUUUAUCUGUGGUGAGGUAUUGGAUCGCAAAAUGCAAGUGGUGCUAAAGGGUUAAAUUUGGCCAUUCCUGUGCAGCUGUUAAUUGGGUUCCCAAUCCUAACUUUUGCAGACGACUCAGAUUGAAACAACACAUCAGUGAUCGAAUUGCAAAAAUUGUGGGGUUCAGGAUUCAAGUGAAAACUCAUGUUUAAGUUAGGAGACCAACCGGUGCAAUCAACGGCGGCGCAACUUGAAGUUUCUUGAAUUGUUUGUGUUUCUUCUCGCAGCAUUAUUCUAACAAACACUUCUAAUAGAAGGCCCAGCGAGCUCCCUACGAGGUUUGCAGAAUUUAUUUUUCCUCAUUAUGUGAUGUGCAUAGUUUUGCUUGAAAUGUUUACUACGAUAUGCCAUUGUUGUGUCUUAUUUGUUUUUUUUUUUUUUUUUUCUAUAUAAUUGAUAUUAGCCUCA